Calidris pugnax (ruff) is the source of this 820-nucleotide messenger RNA. RefSeq names its product kinesin family member 5A (gene KIF5A). NCBI's taxonomy places the organism in Eukaryota, Metazoa, Chordata, Aves, Charadriiformes, Scolopacidae. Gene Ontology annotation, molecular function: betaine-homocysteine S-methyltransferase activity. The transcript has 6 exons. The annotation marks the transcript as partial. The record is from RefSeq and is a predicted model, not a curated record.
GGCCAAGACCAUCAAGAACACGGCGUCGGUGAACCUGGAGCUGACGGCGGAGCAGUGGAAGAAGAAGUACGAGAAGGAGAAGGAGAAGAACAAGGCGCUGAAGGAGACCAUCGCGAAGCUGGAGGCUGAGCUCAGCCGCUGGUGCCAGCCCGUGGGGUGCCCGCAGGCGACAACGCUGUCCCUGGAGACGGAGCUGCAGCGGGUGCGGGAGCUGGGGGGGCAGCAGCGCAAGCGGGCGGCCGAGGUGCUCAACGGGCUGAUGAAGGACCUGAGCGAGUUCAGCCUCAUCGUGGGCAACGGCGAGAUCAAGCUGCCGGUGGAGGUGAGCGGGGCCAUCGAGGAGGAGUUCACGGUCGCCCGGCUCUACAUCAGCAAGAUCAAGUCGGAGGUGAAGUCGGUGGUGAAGCGGUGCCGGCAGCUGGAGAACCUGCAGGUGGAAUGUCACCGCAAGAUGGAGGUCACCGGGCGCGAGCUCUCCUCCUGCCAGCUCCUCAUCUCCCAGCACGAGGCGAAGAUCCGGUCGCUGACGGAGUACAUGCAGACGGUGGAGCUGAAGAAGAGGAACCUGGAGGAGUCCUACGAUGCCCUCAACCUGCGUUGUGAGCUUCCGAAGCUGGAGAAACGCCUGCGGGCUACGGCUGGGCGAGUGCAGGCCCUGGAGGGUGCGCUGAGGGAGGCCAAGGAGGGCGCCCGCCUCGACAAGCGCCGCUACCAGCAGGAGGUGGAACGGAUCCGGGAGGGAACAGACAUCCCCUAUAGGCACCACACGUCCCCUAUUGUGCGUCAUGUGUCCCCUGGAGGGAUCAUAUAUAUCCCCUAG